Messenger RNA from Rhododendron vialii, 4738 nucleotides. RefSeq names its product pleiotropic drug resistance protein 3-like. The transcript is spliced from 25 exons. Lineage: Eukaryota; Viridiplantae; Streptophyta; Magnoliopsida; Ericales; Ericaceae. Gene Ontology annotation, molecular function: ATP hydrolysis activity; ATP binding; ABC-type transporter activity. Gene Ontology annotation, cellular component: membrane. The record is from RefSeq and is a predicted model, not a curated record. The coding region runs from base 546 to 4661 and encodes 1371 amino acids.
AACUUUUAAGUCAUUUUUUACUAAAGUCGUGUGAUUUAUAAAAAAAAAAAAACAAAAUAAGACUCUGUACUUAAUUUUUGAAUUUUUUUUGCCACAAUUGAAGGGACCAAUUGAGAUCUUUAAAUUGAUGUGAAAAAUAAAAAUAUAUAUAUGAAUGAAAAUGCUUUAGAGUUUCUUAAAUAAAUGGUUUUUCAAGGACUUCCUUGAAUAAAUAUGUUCCCAAAAUAAAUGGUUUAUCAAAGGAUUACAAUACCAGAUUACCAGUAAAUGGUAGCAGUAGAGGGAAGAAGAUGGAGGGAAGGUGAAAUGGAAGUCAACAUCCUCGCUGCGCUGAACGCAUACCCGAUGCUGCGACUAAGACCAGGGUCUUUGAACCGGAGAGAGCGGUUCCACUCUGGCAUUGCAGUCCUCUGCCAUUGUGGCUAGAUGCAGUCAACUCUAUCAUCUUAUCUUGUCCAUUAAGGCCUGUUGGUCAAUGGUUAUACCAUCACAAUGCCAUUUCUCAUUUUUUAUGGCUGAUCUGGUGGACAUGAAGUUUGUGCAAUAUGGCUCAAUUGGUUGGUAAUGACGAGAUAGAAUCACUGAGAAUUGAGCUAGCAGAGAUAGGAAAGAGUUUGAGGUCAUCGGUGCGACGCCACAUUUCUAGUUCCAGAAGCAGUUCAGAGUUGAAUUCUGUAAAGGAUGAUGUUGAUAAUGAAUUUGCCUUACAAUGGGCCAAGAUUGAUAGACUGCCUACAUUUGAGAGGUUAAGAUCAUCUUUGUUCGAUGAAAGUGAUGGAAGCGAGGUUGAUGUUCAAGGAAAACGGGUAGUUGACGUUACUAAGCUUGGUGCUCUGGAACGACAGAUGUUUGUUGAAAAACUCAUCAAAUACAUUGAGAAUGACAACCUUCGAUUGUUGCAGAAAAUGAGAAACAGAGUCCAUAAGGUUGGUGUAGAACUACCGACAGUGGAAGUAAGAUAUAAAAAUCUGCGAGUGGAAGCAAAGUGUGAGGUGGUUCAUGGCAAGCCACUUCCUACUCUAUGGAAUUCACUGAAAAGCUUUGUUUUUGACUGUGCCAAGCUACCUGGUUUGAAGUCGCAGGACGCCAAGAUAACUAUCAUUGAUGAUGUCAAUGGUAUCAUUAAGCCUGGAAGGAUGACUUUGUUGCUUGGUCCUCCAGGAUGUGGAAAGACUACUCUACUGAAAGCACUUUCUGGAAAUCUAGACAAAUCUCUCAAGUUUUCAGGGGAAGUUUUAUACAACGGUUACAAACUGGAAGAUUUUGUUCCACAGAAAACUUCAACUUAUGUAAGUCAAAAUGACCUACACAUCCCUGAAAUGACUGUGAGGGAAACACUUGAUUUUUCAGCUCGUUGUCAGGGGGUUGGAAGCCGAUCAGAGAUUAUGAAUGAGGUCAGCAGAAGGGAGAAACAGGCAGGAGUUUUUCCAGACCCAGAUGUUGAUACAUACAUGAAGGCGAUUUCUGCUGAAGGACAGAGGAAUACUCUUCAGACUGACUACAUUUUGAAAAUUUUAGGACUUGAUAUAUGUGCUGACACACUGGUUGGAGAUGCCAUGAGAAGAGGUAUCUCAGGUGGUCAGAAGAAAAGAUUGACUACAGGGGAGAUGAUUAUAGGACCUACAAAAGCUCUUUUUAUGGAUGAAAUAUCAAAUGGUUUAGACAGUUCCACCACAUAUCAAAUUGUUGCUUGUCUUAAACAACUAGCACAUAUCACAGAUGCUACUAUACUUGUGGCACUUCUUCAGCCAGCACCAGAAACCUUUGAUCUCUUUGAUGACAUCAUCUUGAUGGAAGGAGGGAAGAUUGUAUAUCAUGGACCCCGUAGUCGUGUUCUAGAAUUUUUUGAGGAUUGUGGUUUUAGAUGUCCUGAAAGGAAAGGGGUAGCUGACUUCCUCCAAGAGGUAAUAUCUAGAAAUGAUCAAGCACAGUACUGGUACCAAGCUGAACAGUCUUGGAGUUACAUAUCUGUUGAUUUGUUUUGCAAGAAAUUUAAGGAAUCUACUUUUGGGAAGAAGGUAGAUGAGGACCUAUCAAAGCCAUUUACGAAGUCUCAGAGCCAUAAGAAGGCAAUCUCGUUUAGCAAGUAUUCACUUUCUAAAUGGGAGCUUUUUAGAGCUUGCAUGUCAAGGGAGUAUCUUCUUAUGAGGAGGAAUUCUUUUAUUUACGUAUUCAAAACAAUUCAGCUUGUUAUCACAGCAUUUAUCGCAAUGACUGUAUUCUUGAGAACUCGGAUGGGUGUUGAUGUCAUUCAUGCAAACUCCUAUCUGGGUGCUUUGUUCUUUUCUCUGCUCAUUCUUUUCUUCGAUGGGUUUCCGGAGAUGUCCAUGACUGUCACAAGACUUGCUGUUUUCUACAAACAGAGGGACUUGUACUUCUAUCCAGCAUGGUCAUACACAAUCCCAUCCACAAUUCUCAAGGUUCCUCUUUCAUUGUUCGAAGCCCUAAUUUGGACUUCUCUUACUUAUUAUGUCAUAGGAUACAGUCCAGAGCCUGGGAGGUUCUUCCGACAGCUUAUUCUACUUUUCGCUUUGCACUUUGCUGCAAUAUCCAUGUUUCGUUUUGUGGCAUCUAUCUUCCGCACCAUGGUUGCUACUUUUUCAGCUGGUUUUGUGUCGAUAUUAGCUGUCUUUUUAUUCAGUGGCUUCAUUAUACCAAAAUCCUCUAUGCCAACUUGGUUGAAGUGGGGAUUUUGGGUUUCCCCAUUGAGUUAUGGUGAGAUAGGCCUUGCUGUAAAUGAAUUUCUUGCUCCAAGAUGGCAAAAGGCCAAGGCAGGGAAUACAACAAUAGGGAUAGAAACACUUGAAAACCAUGGGCUUCACUUUAGGGGAUACUUCUUCUGGCUCUCAGUUGGUGCCUUACUUGGGUUUGCAAUACUCUUCAACAUUGGGUUUACAUUGGCCUUAACCUUCUUAAACCCUCCUAGUCCUCGUGCUAUUAUUUCAAAUGAGAAGCUCUCCCAAAUAGAAGGAAGUGAAGAUUCCUCCAAUGGUACUGAUAAAGAAGCAAAGUCGAAGAGCUACGAGAAAACUACAUCGAAACGUCAUAAAGGUCGGUUGGUUUUACCUUUUGAGCCUGUAACUUUAGCGUUUCAAGAUGUGCAAUACUGCAUUGAAACCCCUUUGGAAAUGAGAGAAAGGGGUUUCACUCAGAAACAACUCCAACUUCUUUGUGAUAUUACGGGUGUAUUAAGGCCCGGUAUUCUAACAGCGUUGAUGGGUGUCAGUGGAGCUGGUAAAACAACUCUUCUUGAUGUUCUUGCUGGAAGGAAGACUAGUGGCGCUAUUGAAGGAGAUAUUAGAAUUGGAGGAUAUCCCAAGGUUCAAGAAACUUUUGCUAGAAUUUCGGGUUAUUGUGAGCAAAGUGACAUUCAUUCCCCACAAAUUACAGUAGGAGAAUCCAUCGUUUAUUCUGCUUGGCUGCGCCUGCAUCCGGAAAUUGAUUCAAGAACGAAAUUUGAAUUUGUGAGAGAGGUCCUAGAGAUCAUUGAGCUUGAUGAAAUUAAAGAUAAUUUGGUUGGAAUGCCCGGUGUCAGUGGUUUAUCAACUGAACAACGGAAGCGGCUUACAAUAGCAGUAGAGCUUGUUGCAAACCCCUCCAUUAUCUUCAUGGAUGAACCUACAACUGGAUUGGAUGCAAGAGCAGCUGCAAUUGUUAUGCGGGGCGUGAAGAAUGUGGCUGAUACUGGAAGAACAAUUGUUUGCACCAUUCACCAACCAAGUAUUGACAUAUUUGAAGCAUUUGAUGAGUUACUCAUCUUGAAAAAUGGCGGGCAUAUUAUCUACUCUGGACCACUGGGUCAACAUUCAAGCUUUGUCAUCAAAUAUUUUGAGGAUAUCCCCGGGGUCCAAAAGAUUAGAAAUAAUUACAAUCCAGCAACAUGGAUCUUAGAGGUCACUUCCACAACUGCAGAAGCCGAACUUGGCAUUGAUUUUGCCCAAGUUUAUAAGAAUUCUCUCUUGUAUCAAACUAACCAGCAGAGUCUUUUCAAUGUUCUUGGGGCAAUGUACUCUGCUUCCAUUUUCUUGGGCAUAAAUAAUUGUACGUCAGUUUUACCAUACGUCUCAACGGAACGAUCAGUUGUCUAUAGGGAAAGGUUUGCAGGAAUGUAUGGGUCAUGGGCUUAUGCACUUGCUCAGGUCACGAUUGAGGUUCCCUAUCUCUUAGCCCAAGCAAUUGUUUUUUCGAUCAUUACGUAUCCGAUGAUUGGGUAUUAUUGGUCAGCUUAUAAGGUUUUCUGGUACUUCUACGCCAUGUUUUGUACAUUGUUGUACUUCACUUAUGUUGGAAUGCUGCUUAUUGCAAUGACCCCAAGCUUCCCAGUGGCGGCAAUUCUACAGUCAUUGUUCUACGUAAUGUUUAACUUGUUCUGCGGAUUUUUGAUUCCUCUACCACAAAUUCCCAAGUGGUGGGUCUGGAUGUAUUAUCUUACUCCAACAUCUUGGACUCUAAGGGGUAUGCUUACUUCACAGUAUGGAGAUAUACAGAAGAAUAUUACGGCGUUUGGUGAAACUAAAACCGUAUCAGCGUUUUUGAGAGAUUACUUCGGAUACCACCACGAUGAGUUACCCAUCGCGGGAGUUGUUCUCAUUAUGUACCCCAUUAUUUUUGCUUCGCUUUUUGCAUAUUGCAUAGAGAAGUUAAACUUCCAGAGGAGAUGAUGGUUUCGAAACCAUGUGUUUUGUAUACUUAAAAAUGAAUAGGUGGUUGUAGCUGACAAUCCAUGACUCUAUCUUCA